Messenger RNA from Symbiodinium pilosum, 575 nucleotides. The record is from the annotation of a GenBank genome assembly. NCBI's taxonomy places the organism in Eukaryota, Dinophyceae, Suessiales, Symbiodiniaceae.
GUCAUUGGGGCCGUGGUAGACGUCCAGUUCGAUACCGCGCUGCCGCCCAUCCUGAAUGCCCUGGAAGUGCAGGGCUUCGAGCAUCGCUUGGUUCUGGAGGUAGCCCAGCACCUUGGAGAGAACAUGGUGCGCACCAUCGCCAUGGACGGCACAGAUGGGCUGACCCGAGGUCAGUUGGUAGAAGACACUGGUGCCCCUAUCACCGUGCCCGUGGGCGAGCAGACGUUGGGUCGCAUCAUCAAUAUCAUUGGGGAGCCCAUUGAUGAGCUUGGCCCUAUUGAUACCAAGAAGUUCUACGCCAUCCACAGGCCCACGCCAACCUUCACCGAGAUGAACACCACGGCCCAGCAGCUUCUGACGGGUAUCAAGGUGGUCGAUUUGUUGGCGCCGUAUGCCAAAGGAGGAAAGAUCGGUCUCUUCGGCGGCGCGGGCGUGGGAAAGACAGUUGUCAUCAUGGAGCUGAUCCACAACAUUGCCCUCAAGCACGGUGGUUAUAGCGUGUUCGCUGGAGUGGGUGAGCGCACCCGUGAGGGUAACGACCUGUACCACGAGAUGAUGGCCAGCGGCGUCAUCAA